Thalassophryne amazonica is the source of this 1724-nucleotide messenger RNA. It is a transcript of the gene tspan36, whose product is annotated as tetraspanin 36. The record is from RefSeq and is a predicted model, not a curated record. Bases 97 to 834 code for a protein of 245 amino acids. The transcript is spliced from 7 exons. NCBI's taxonomy places the organism in Eukaryota, Metazoa, Chordata, Actinopteri, Batrachoidiformes, Batrachoididae. Gene Ontology annotation, biological process: regulation of vascular endothelial growth factor signaling pathway; protein localization to plasma membrane; protein maturation. Gene Ontology annotation, cellular component: membrane.
CUGUGCGCGCAGAUUGCGGAAAUCAGCGCGUGUGCCUUGAUAAAUCCCCACAAACGGAGAGCACACAGAAAGUCAAGUGUUUCUGCCUGUAACAUCAUGGAUUGCGGAAUUACUCUGUCCAAGCUCGUCCUCCUCUUACUCAGCCUGGUAUUUUGGGCUGCAGGAGCCUCGUUGGCAUACGUUGGUGGCCAUAUGAUCUCAAGCUACAGCACUUUUAGCACAAUCAUAGAUGACCGGUCCACACUGGUUCCUGCGGGAAUCAUCAUUGGUGUCAGUGUGGUGGUGUUCAUCUUUGGUCUGGUGGGAUGUUGCGCCACUCUCCAGGAGUCCAAAGUUGGUCUCGGCUGUUUCUUCCUGAUUAUCUUAUUGAUCUUUGCAGCUGAAGUGGCUGCAUUGGUUUGUGGCUUAAUCUACCAAGGCAAGAUUAAGGAAAACUUGGAACGCUCUAUGAAUAAGACCUUCAUGAACUACAAUGGCCAAAAGGAGACCAAAGCUGUGGAUGACCUGCAAACUCAGUUGCAGUGCUGUGGUAUUUAUAAUGCCUCCAGCUGGGCAACAACUCCCUGGUUCAACAGCCACAACAACACUGUGCCCUUGUCCUGCUGCAAAAACAGGAACAACACAGCGUGCAUCGGGAAACUGAACCAGCCAGACCUGCUUUAUGAGGAGGGCUGUGAAGGAAAGCUUGAGCAGUUCCUCCAGAGUGUGCUAGUUUACGCUAUGCUGGUCAUCCUGGGCUGUGCCCUCUUCAAGUUCUUGGGGAUGGUGAGUGUUUGUGUGAUCACCUGUAGAAGUAGCAGCUUGAGGAGUGGCUACCAGCCUCUGUAUGCCUGAACCCCCUCCUGCACCUCUCAAUGAUGUGAAACAUCAGCAGCUGCUUCACAGGAACUAAGUGCAAUUCCUAUAGAUAGCAUCGUAUCCUCUUAUUGCACCUCCUCAUCUUGCUAUGAUAGGCCUAUCAUAUCUUUUUCUUUCCUCCAGUGUUGAUUUUGAAGUACAUACUUGACUGUCAGGUGGAUCAUUCUGACGUAAUCCUCAUGUAAUGAAAUCAGUACAAUGUUCCUUUCACUUGUGACGUAUUACCAAAAAUAUACUUAUAGAUUUGAAUUGAGCCAAAGCACUAACUUAAUUUUGACAGGUUUCUAUGAAGCAGGUGUGAAAGGGGCCACAAAUUGCUGAGUUUCUGGAGCGUUCUGUUGCCUUUAGCACAACAGAUAACAGAUAAGAUGCCUUUUUAAUGUAAUUAAAUUAUAGGAAUAUCUCCGAAGCUGCUAUAAAGACAGUUUCCCUUGCUAAACCUAAACUCAAAUGCCACUCUUCAGAUGCGCAAAAGUAGACAUCAAAUCUGGUAAUGACUUCAUAAAAACAUGUUGUAGUUAGGUGUGGCAAACUGACAUAUAUUGAUCCAUAUUACUGUGACUUUUCUUUGCUGCCACAGUGUCAUAAGUGGAAUAUGUGAACUGUUUCACUUAGGAUAAUGUGAGAAGGCCUUACUGUCUUUGAAAGGACAUCUUUGGAAUGUAGGUGGAGGACAUGUGCAAAAAAUAUAUAAAUCUUAAGCUGUCAGUGUUUCUUAAAAUGCAGUAGAUUGUGUUUUUGAAACUGGUGAUUUCCUUUCAUAUUUAGAAGUUGCAGUUUUGAUAACCUAUUAAAUAUGUAAUAUUUUUAUGGUUGGUCAACUGUAUUGUUUGUUUGCUUCUAAAAUAAAAGUAUCAACACAAUCA